This is a messenger RNA of Saccostrea echinata, 6074 nucleotides long. Its product is annotated as ATP-dependent translocase ABCB1-like. The transcript has 29 exons. Lineage: Eukaryota; Metazoa; Mollusca; Bivalvia; Ostreida; Ostreidae. Gene Ontology annotation, cellular component: membrane. Gene Ontology annotation, molecular function: ATP binding; ABC-type transporter activity; ATP hydrolysis activity. The record is from RefSeq and is a predicted model, not a curated record. Gene Ontology annotation, biological process: transmembrane transport. The coding region runs from base 106 to 4209 and encodes 1367 amino acids.
GUCUUUGGCGGCAUGAAGUACGAUAAAAGCGAGUUUUCAGCAGAAUAAAUCUCUUUUAUCGCUACUUUUGAAUGAAAGAGAUAACUCGGUGCAUUGGUACUUAAGAUGUCGGGUAAGCCCCAGCUGAUUGGCUACACCCCAACCUCCAAUGAGGGGUCAGGCAAAAACAGCAUGGAAAUGAAUGGAAAGGGUGCUGGAAAAGAUUCUGAAGGGGAGGGAGAGCCAGCCGUUAAUGGCCGCCCAGCAACAGCAUCCACAGUCGACAUGGACAAAGUGGAAAUUAAAACGGGAAAAGAUGACGAGAAAGAAAAAGAGAAGAAAGAACCCCAGAAAAUGGUCGGCACCUGUGAAAUAUUUAAAUAUGCAGACUGUUUGGAUGUGUUCUUGAUGUUUCUGGGUUCGUUCUGUGCCCUCUGUCAUGGCGCCGCCCUGCCCUGUAUGAUUAUCGUGUUUGGGAAUAUGAUUGACACCUUCGUGGAGUCGGGAAAACUGCGGUUUUUCCUGAUGAGCUUGAAUUCUACCUACUUACAAUCCCAAGGGCUGAGUGUAGAAAGUAUUAUCAAGGAUCCCAAAAUUCUGCAACCACAUUUGCCAAACUUGACAACGUAUUACAAUAUAACAGACUUCUCAAUUUACAACAAUUCAAUUCAGUAUGAUUUGUUGGAUACCAUGACAGAAUUUGCUGUUUAUUAUAUUGCCAUUGGUUGUGGUGUACUGGUGCUAGGAUAUGGUCAGGUGGUUGGUUGGGUGACUGCCGCAGAACGACAGUGCCACAGAAUCCGAAUCUCAUUCUUCCGCAAUGUGAUGCGGCAGGAGAUUGGCUGGUUUGACACACAUGACUCAGGAGAGCUCAGUACAAGACUUGCAGAUGAUAUCAAUAAAAUCCACCUCGGAAUUGGGGACAAGAUGGGGACUUUUGUCCAGUGGAUGUCUGGGUUCUUUGCGGGGUUCACGAUCGGAUUUAUUUAUGGGUGGAAACUAACACUGGUCAUCCUGGCUAUUACACCAUUGCUGGCUGGAGUGGCUACUCUGAUGAACAAACUGCUGUCCCUCAGUGCCAGUAAAGAGAUGACGGCGUACGCUAAGGCCGGCUCUGUCGCAGAGGAAGUCCUCGGGGCCAUCAGAACUGUGGCCGCAUUUGGUGGACAGAAGAAGGAAUGUGCCAGGUAUGACAGCCAUCUUGAGGAAGCUAAGAAGAACGGGGUCAAGAAGGGGAUCACCGUGGGGUGGUCCAUGGGUCUGGUGUAUCUGGUGGUGUUCUGUGCCUAUGGUCUCGGAUUCUGGUAUGGAUCCAAGCUCAUCCGUGAGGACGACGAUUAUAAGGUCUCCAAUGUCCUCAUUGUCUUCUUCAGCGUUCUGAUUGGAGCGUUUUCUCUCGGACAUGCUGCUCCAAGCAUGCAAAGUUUAUCUGUGGCGAGGGGAUCAGCAUUCACAAUCUACGCCUUGAUAGAACAGGAGCCGCAUAUUGACUCUGCGUCAGAUCAGGGGGAGAAACUGUCCUCCGUAAGUGGAAACCUGACCCUGCGGAAUGUCAAAUUCCGAUAUCCGGCCAGAGAUGAGGUUCAGGUUUUGAAAGGUGUCAACUUAGAUAUUAAUCGGGGAGAAACCGUCGCCCUGGUUGGAUCUAGUGGGUGUGGCAAAAGUACCAUCAUACAACUCCUUCAAAGGUUCUACGACCCAGAAGAAGGACAGGUUGCUCUUGAUGGCAAAGACAUAAGAAAUCUGAAUACAAAAUGGCUGAGACAGCAGAUAGGGGUGGUCAGUCAGGAACCUGUUUUGUUUGCAACGACCAUCGCAGAAAACAUCCGUUAUGGCAAAGAAGGGAUAUCCCAGCAGGAAAUUGAGGCUGCCUCCAAAAUGGCUAAUGCCCACGACUUCAUCAUGAAACUUCCCAAUAAAUACGAGACUUUGGUUGGAGAGCGCGGGGCCCAGAUGAGUGGGGGACAAAAACAGAGGAUUGCUAUUGCCAGAGCCUUAGUUAGGGACCCCAGAAUCCUACUACUUGAUGAGGCAACUUCAGCCCUGGACACAGAAAGCGAGUCUGUGGUACAAGAGGCUCUAGACAAGGCUCGAGCAGGAAGAACAACUGUUGUAGUUGCACAUCGUCUGUCCACCAUUAAAACAGCAGAUAAAAUAGCUGGAUUCCAAGAGGGUGUCAUAGUGGAGAAUGGAACUCAUGAUGAACUGAUGAAAAAAGGGGGCGUGUACUUCACAUUGGUGACCAAUCAGACUCGGGAAGUGGAUGAAGAGGGAGGGUCUCACGAUGAAGAAGAGGAGAUGCUGAUUUCAAAAUUUGCCAGUCCCCAGGAGAAGGAGAAGAAAGCUCUGGAUCGUCAGAUUUCUUAUCAAAUCAAGAGCCCACUCAGAAAUCAGGUGUCCAUUGAUAAAGUCCCUGGAGUUGAGGAAGAGGACAAAGGGGGAAAGAAAAAGAAAAAAGAUUCUGAUGAGCCCCCAGAAGCUAGCAUGGCCCAGAUCCUAAGGAUGAACGCCAAGGAAUGGCCAUAUAUUCUGUUUGGUUGUCUGGCUGCCCUGCUGAAUGGUGGUGUUCAACCCUCAUUUGCCGUCAUUUUCUCCGAAAUCCUGGGGGUAUUUUCCGAGCCUGACCAAGAAAAACAAGAAAGAGAAGUAGAAAUGUACGUUCUUAUUCUUUGUGGAAUCGGAGGUGUCAGUUUCUUUACCUUCCUCAUACAGGGUUACUGCUUUGGAGUGUCUGGUGAAUCCCUCACGAUGAGACUACGUCGUCUUGUGUUUAAGGCCAUGCUGAGACAGGACAUUUCCUGGUUUGAUGACCAUAAGAACACGACAGGUGCUCUCACCACACGACUGGCCACUGAUGCCUCGCAGGUUCAGGGGAUCUCUGGAGCCAGACUUGGGAGUAUUGUCCAGAGUAUAGCUAACCUAGGCACAGCCAUUAUCAUCGCAUUUAUCUACGGCUGGAAGCUGACCCUGGUCAUUAUGGCUUUCCUGCCAUUCAUCAUGAUUGCAGGCAUGCUGCAGAUGAAACUUCUACAAGGGGUGGCAGGUCAAAACAAAGAAGCGUUAGAGGAAGCCGGAAAGACUGCUACAGAAUCGAUUGAGAACAUGCGUACUGUAGCUAGCCUGACCAAGGAGGAGAAAAUGGUGCAGAAUUAUAAAGCCCUACUCCAGGGCCCCUACAGUGCCUCCCUAAAAAAGGCCCACCUGACCGCCAUUGCCUUCUCCUUUGCCACAGGAAUUCUGUUCUUUGCCUACGCUGCCUCCUUCUGGUUUGGAGCCUAUCUGAUCCGACAAAAUGAGAUGGAGUACACAGAUGUGUUUAAGGUGUUCAGUGCUAUUGUGUUUGGUGCCAUGGCCUUGGGACAAGCCAGUGCUUUUGCACCUGAUGCUUCAAAAGCCAAAGUUUCUGCUGCCCAUAUAUUCCAUAUGUUAAAAAUGGAACCCAAAAUAGACCCUUACUCGGAAGAAGGCAAGAGAGACUUGACUGUAAACAGCAAGGUGCGGUUUGAUAGUCUACAUUUCCGUUAUCCCACUCGACCUGAUGUGGAGGUGCUACAGGGUCUGACUCUGGAAGUAAACCCAGGCGAAACGGUGGCACUUGUGGGGGCCUCAGGGUGUGGCAAGAGCACCACAGUACAACUGAUGGAGCGCUUCUAUGACCCAGAGGAAGGCGUGGUGUUUCUGGAUGAAAAUGAUAUCAAGGAGUUGAACGUCCAGUGGCUUCGAAGACAAAUUGGAAUUGUGUCCCAGGAACCAGUGUUGUUUGAUUGCAGUAUCGCAGAAAACAUCGCAUAUGGGGAUAACUUCAGAGAGGUUUCCAUGGCGGAGAUCAUUGAGGCUGCCAGAAAGGCCAACAUCCACAGUUUUAUUGAAUCAUUACCAAAUGGCUAUAACACUCUGUGUGGUGACAAGGGGACACAACUUUCAGGUGGACAGAAGCAGCGAGUGGCCAUUGCUCGUGGACUGGUCAGAAAUCCCAAGAUCCUUCUGUUGGACGAGGCCACUUCUGCCCUUGACACAGAGAGUGAAAAGAUUGUUCAAGAAGCCCUUGAUAAGGCACGAGAGGGAAGGACGUGUAUCGUCAUAGCUCACCGACUUUCCACAAUCCAGAACGCCGACAAGAUCUGUGUCAUCAAACACGGAGAGGUUGUAGAACAGGGUCGUCAUAGCGACCUUAUGAGUAAACAAGGCAUAUAUUACAGACUUGUAACCACUGCACAAUCAAGGGGCUGAAUUUUGUGUUUUAUAGGUUUUGUAAUUUGUAACUAUUUUUAAAAAGUGCUAUUCACAUGUAAAACUGACCGGUGAACUUGAAAAGUCCCAGUCUAUGUUUUAUUCUUGUUAUCCUUACAUGUCAUAGUAUUUUUGUGCCUGGAAGUAUUCAAAGAGGCUGAUGAAAUUGGCAUACAGGUAGAUACAAGUGAUGCCAGUAUCAGAUAUAAUGCUAUUUUGUGCUUUACUAUAGCACAUCUAUAACAAUGAAGAGACAUUUAUUUUAAUCAGUGAUAUAACACACUUGAUGAAACAUCCAAAGAGAAAAUCUCAGGAAUUCUUUCAAUUUCUCAUUUUAAAAAAAAAAAAAACCAAAGUUUUAAGUCACACAUUCUUAAAAUUUGGUUUAGGUGAAUAAUGGUUUAAAUUGUUGUGGGAAAGGAGGGGGGGGGGGGGUAUUAUAUGGAGAACAAGACUGACUUUAACAUGCAAAUAUUUUGCUUAUUGAACUUGUUUAUACAUUUUAUUGCAAGGAUAUUUUAAACAUAUUAAAUGUAUUUAUGUAUCACAAAGUACCCAGAAACGUGUGCUUUGUUCAGGAUUGUCCAUUUUUCAUACAUUUUUAUGUUUUUUUUUCUUUGUUCACCAAUGCCUCAAUUCACAACACUGAUGAUAUUGGUAUGAACAGCCAAAAUGGUUAAUGUUUGUAGUUUAUUGAUACAAGCUGGUUUGAAUAUGAUAUGUAUUUGUAAGAUGCAUUUUCACUCUGUGACAAAAGUUUCUUCUCAUUUUUACAGAAUCUCAGCUAUACUGUAGAGUAAAACAAAAUAUAUUUGUGCUUUGAAACUUCUGAAUAAAUCAAAAAAGUUUACUUAAGUUUUUGUAGCUUAGUAUUUAUGAUUGACAUAUCAUUGUUACCCGAAAUUUUGUGCACAUUUUUUUUUGACCGUGUUUCUGAUUCUUUUAUCAACCACUUUUAUCAUAAUUAUGGGCCAAAUGCAGAAUGCAUCAUCCAGUCAAGGAAGAUGGAGAUUAAUGGUCAGAUUUCACAUCUUUUAUAAUAGCUGACGCAAAGAUUUUUGCAUGGUCAUUUUGAAUAAGCAUAAACUCACGCAAAUGUAUUCAUUCAAGGAAAGGAAAACAGUAUCUUGUAGGCAAACAUAAAAGUUAAAGUAACUACUUGCAAAUAACAUUUUAGUAGUCUAGAAUUUUUUAAAUGUAUAGAGUAAUAUGACAUUUGGUGCUGAUCCAAAUUAGAAAAAAAAACCACUCCAGUAAAAUUUGCUUAUAAUUUAUAGUUGAAUCGUCACUUUGUAUGUAAAGAAAAUGAUUCUUGUUUUUUCUCUGACAUUAUUUGUAGUCUUAAAAGCCAUUAGAUAUUUGAGGUCAAGUAAUUUUAUUAAACCAAGUUAUUAGCAUUGUCUCCAACUUGAUGCUUUUCUUUGCACUGCUUGUUGUUGUUGAAUUUGUUUAUAUGUGGAUGUGUAUGAUGACAAUUAUACAUUGAAAUGUACUUUUUUCUCUUUGUUCUUUGCUUUAACGGAAUUUUAAACAGUAUUUAUAAUGGAAGUAUAUAGCUGUUACUUGAAUAAAUAAAUAAUGUUUAAUAUCACAGUAAUUAUUUUACUUCCACUAGCUGUUACAUGUACAUUAUUUAAUAUUUUGAAUCAUUUGAAGUAUUUUUAAAAUCUGUUAUCUUUUUUUUUUACGUUCAUCUGUGGUAAAUUGACAUAUCUUAGCCAGCUUCUUCUACCUCAGAAUCUUGCUCUGUCAUUUUUGAGUGUUUAUAAAGAUAAGCUCUCCAACAUAUAUUGAAGAAUUGUACUGGUAGAAGUCCCAUGGACCUAAUCUUCAUUUUAUUUCAAAUAAACUUUUUUUUUAUUGCA